Molecule: messenger RNA, 1278 nt
Organism: Rotaria sp. Silwood2
Lineage: Eukaryota; Metazoa; Rotifera; Eurotatoria; Philodinida; Philodinidae
Source: the annotation of a GenBank genome assembly
AUGCUUGUGAUUAUCAUUAUUUUGGGUGGUAAUGAUUAUUUUUUUCCUUAUGUUCAAACAUCAGAAGAUGAAAAUCGUCUUAUACAUUAUUUAUUUUCUGAGCAAGGUUAUAAUGCACUUGUAAGACCGAUUCAACAUUCAAAUGAAACUGUUGUUGUAUCAUUUGGUCUGUUAUUAGUACAAUUAAUUCAUGUCUAUGAAAAAGAACAAAUUAUGAAAACAAAUACAUGGUUACAUAUGAAAUGGUAUGAUUCACAGUUACGAUGGAAUCCUGAUCGAUAUGGAGGUAUUCGUCAAAUCAGUGUUCCUUUUACAAAUGUUUGGACACCAGAUGUUGUUUUAUUCAAUAAUGCUGAUGGAAAUUAUGAAGUACCAUUUAAAUCAAAAGUAAUUCUUGUACAUACAGGGGAAGUUCAAUGGGUUCCACCAGCUAUCUAUAAAUCUUCAUGUCGUAUUGAUGUUAAAUUUUUUCCAUUUGAUACUCAAGAAUGUGAAAUGCGUUUUGCAUCCUGGACGUAUAAUGCUCGAGAAGUAACAUUUGCAAAUUAUCCUGAAGAACAGGAUAAAACAGUUGAAAUAAAUACAUUAUUACCACAACAAGCAAUCAGUGUAAAUAGUGAUGAAAAAUAUAAAGACGAUUAUCUUGAAAGUGGCACAUGGGAUGUUAUUAGUAUUCCAAGUAAAUUUGUUCAUUAUCGUUCAAAUGCUUCAAGUUUAUCACCUGAUUAUAUUGAAAUUGUAUUUUUAAUUAAAAUGAGUCGUAAAACAUUAUAUUAUACAGUAAAUUUAAUUGUUCCAACAGGUUUAAUGGGUAUUCUUAUAUGUAUUGUAUUUUGUUUACCAACAGCAGCUGGUGAAAAAAUGACACUAUGCAUGUCAAUACUCUUAGCAUUAAAUCUUUUUCAACUUCUCGUUACAAAAAUUUUACCACCAACAUCAGCUGUUGUUCCAUUAAUAGCUAAAUAUUUACUUUUUACAUUUACACUUAAUGUUCUUGUUAUUGUGAAUACAGUAAUUAUAACUAAUUUCUAUUAUCGUACACCAAUGACACACGCAAUGCCUCAGUGGUUACGACGUGUUUUUUUACAUAUACUUCCACGUUUAUUAUGCAUGGAAUCACCUAUACUUCGAGAAAAACGUGAAGAAUAUGAACUUUCAUUAGCUGUUAGAAAUAUUCAACAAUCAGUUGUUCUUGAAAAUCCUAUUCAUACAAUAAAUGAAACAAUUAAUAGAAAACAAAGAACAAGACCAAAACAUACAGAUAAGGUAAUUUUCUAA